Messenger RNA from Saimiri boliviensis boliviensis (Bolivian squirrel monkey), 797 nucleotides. Lineage: Eukaryota; Metazoa; Chordata; Mammalia; Primates; Cebidae. The record is from RefSeq and is a predicted model, not a curated record.
AUGACUAGCUGGGAAUGGAGAAGCCAGAAAGCUUAUGGGGAAGAUUUUGCUUCUGAAAAAGUCCCGACAGAAAAGGCACUGUCAAUAUUUAUGAACGGAAAUGAACAUAAAGAGACUAACAGUCAUGAGAAAGGGUUGGUACGGCGCCCCCUGGAGGCUGGUGUGGGCGCCGCCUGGAGGUUGCUGUGGAGCUUGUUGGUGCACAGCGCUCUGCCCGGGGCUUCCUGGCUGCAUUGCUGCUGCCCCUUCCUGGGGCGGCGGGGCCGGGGUUCCACUUGGCUGCAUUUUCUCGAGAGGCGCCUUUGCUCCUCGGGGAAGUUAGCGGUGCAGCCGCCAAGGCCUCUGCUGCCCAGGUCGCCAUAUUCCCCGUGGGGGCCAGCCAGGGUCUCGUCUCAGGCCACCCACCCUGCUCCGGCAGCCACAGCCUCUCCCUUCCCGCGUCGGGUGGAGGCGAUGGAGCGACCUACAGGCCCAGGGCAGCCGCUGCUCCCCAAGCAGCAGAUGGGGUGGAGGAGAAAGAUACCAGGAAGCAGAAGGUCCCCGCCGCCGGAGGAGGGUCAGCCCGCCGCUGCGCCCACUGGUUCCUGCCCGCGAGCAGCUGCCGGGACCCUCCCUGCCAUGUUGUUCCCUGGAAAGCAGGAAGGCUCUCGGGCCUGCAGGGAAGGACACUUUCUUCCUCACUGUGGUGAAGCCCUUUAUUGUCCUGACCCCACAGUUCCUGUCCCAUGACCAGGGCAAGCUCACCAAGGAGCUGCAGCAGCACGUAAAGUCAGUGCCAUCCCCCAUUCGAGUACCUG